GGUACAUGCAGUCUAGAUCGAGGAUGUCAGACCAUUCCUGCUGUUAGUGCCGGAGCUGUACCCGUAUACCCCAGGCGCAGAGCACACUGACAGCUUAGGACCCCCCCUCCCACCCCAGUCUGCUUCCAGAGGGUCUCCUCUCGCAGGGACAGAAACCCACCAUGGAUUUUCAAGUUGAUUCCUACGUGGGGAAGGAGAAAUCCUCAAUCAUGCGGAAAAGAGCGGCUCUGCUGAGGAAAGGCUGCAGCUUCGAGAUACAAAGAGCCACAGCCUCCCCCGUCAGUUCUGUUUCGGAAGACCUGGGCUGUAGACGGGGAGAAUUCAGCAGGAAACACUAUGGGUCGGUGGAACUGCUCAUUUCAAGUGAUGCCGAUGGGGCUAUUCAAAGAGCUGGAAGAUUUCGUGUGGAGAACGGAUCUUCAGAUGAGAAUGUUGACUACACCCCGGGAACUUGGAGAAGAACCGACGUACAUUUAGAAAACCCCGAAUAUCACACCAGAUGGUAUUUCAAAUAUUUUCUCGGCAAAGUCCAUCAAAACUACAUUGGAACCGAUGCUGAAAAGAACCCCUUUUUUCUCUCAGUGGUACUUUCCGACCAAAACAAUCAGCGGGUCCCUCAAUACCGCGCAAUUCUAUGGCGGAAGACAGGUACACAAAAAAUAUGCCUCCCAUACUGCCCUACAAAAACGUUAUCCGUGAAAUCUAUACUAAGUGCCAUGAAUCUUGACAGAUUUGAAAAAAGCCCCAGGGAAAUUCUUAACCCAGAGAUCCAAAAGGACCUGCUGGUUUUAGAAGAACAAGAAGGUUCUGUGAAUUUUAAGUUUGGAGUUCUAUAUGCCAAAGACGGUCAGCUUACGGAUGAUGAAAUGUUCAGUAACGAAGUCGGGAGUGAAAGCUUCCAAAAAUUAUUGACCUUGCUUGGAGACACCAUCACGUUAAAAAGCUGGGUCGGCUACCGAGGAGGACUAGACACCAAAAACGACACAACAGGAAUACAUUCCGUCUACACCGUUUACCAGGGCCAUGAGAUCAUGUUCCACGUCUCAACAAUGUUACCUUACUCGAAAGACAACAGACAACAGGUAGAAAGGAAACGUCACAUCGGGAAUGACAUAGUAACCAUAGUCUUCCAGGAAGGAGAAGAAUCGUCCCCGUCUUUCAAACCAUCCAUGAUUCGUUCUCACUUUACACAUAUUUUUGCCUUAGUGAGGUAUAAUAAACAGAAUGACAGUUAUAGGCUGAAGAUAUUUUCGGAAGAAAGCGUACCUCUGUUUGGGCCCCCCCUCCCGUCGCCUCCUGUCUUUACGGAUCACCAAGAAUUCAGGGAUUUUGUUCUAGUUAAAUUAAUAAACGGCGAGAAAGCCACGUUGGAGACGCCAACCUUCGCCCAGAAAAGGCAGAGGACUCUGGAUAUGCUCAUCCGUUCUCUCUAUCAGGAUCUGAUGCCCGAUUUGCAUAAGAACAUGCUCAACAGACGGUCUUUCAGCGACGUGCUGCCAGAAUCGCCCAAAUCCGCCAGAAAAAAGGAGGAGGCUCGUCAGGCGGAGUUUGUCCGAAUCGGCCAGGCAUUGAAGCUGAAGACCAUCGUCAGAGGGGACGCUCCGACAAGUCUGGCCACGACAGGUCUAUGUCGGAAAGAGCCGUGGGAAUCCCAGUGUUUCUGUAGCAACUUUCCUCAUGAGGCAAUCGGAGGCGACUCGUGGGGUCAGUCUUUGCUCGUUUCCACGGAUGCCGGGGUCUUACUAAUAGAUGAAGGACAGCCGUCGAUUCCGGUCUUCGAUAAAACUCUUCAGGUCAAGCAGAUCCAAGUGCUGGAAACCCUGGAUCUUCUCAUCACCCGAGCGGACAAAGGAAAGGAUGCUCGGCUGUACGUCUUCAGACUCAGCUCCAUCAGAAAAGGGCUGGAAGACAAACAGGCGAUGAAGACCAAGUACGAGUGCAGAGAAAAUAAGCUUGAAAAGACAAAAGGGUGCCACAUGUACGCUACCAACACCCACCACAGCAGCGAGCUGAGAAUCGUCGUGGCCAUAAGGAACAAACUGCUGCUGAUAACCCGGAAACACAACCCACUCAACUCGUUUACCGGCAUCCCCGUCAACUCGCCUUCUACUGACUCGCCGGUGGAGGAAUUCCAGUACAUCAGGGAGAUUUGUCUGUCGGACCCUCCAGUCGUGAUGACCCUGGUGGACGGGCCAACUGGAGAUAAUGACAACAUGAUUUGCGUCGCGUACAAACACCAGUUCGACUUGGUGAACGAGAGCACGGGAGAGUCCUGCCGACUGCAUCACGUGGAUGCGAGUAGGGUUCAUUUUGUUGCAGCUAUUGAUGUGUACGAAGACGGGGAAGCCGGGUUACUGCUCUGCUAUAACUAUAUUUGCUACUACAAGAAGGUGAGUCCAUUCAACGGCGGCUCCCCUCUGAUCCAGCCGUCGGCAUCCGACUUCCAUUUCAGCUGGAACCAAGUUCCUAACUCCGUUGUCUGUGCGUUCCCGUACAUCUUGGCUUUCACUACGGACUCCAUAGAAAUCAGAUUGGUGGUCAAUGGCAAUUUGGUCCACACCGCCGUUGUUCCCGAACUGCAGCUUGUGGCGUCCAGGUCAGAUAUUUAUUUUAAAGCGACAGCCGCCGUCAUAUCGUCAUCCAACAGCAGUUCAAAGGACACCAGCUCUCAUAGCUCCCCGCAGACCCCCACGGGCUACGACCUGCCGCCAUUUCCCUCGUCUCCGGCAGAAGGCGAGGUGCAGUCCAAGAAUAUUUACAAGAUUCCUCUGAGCAACUUGGUCGGAAGAAGCAUCGAGCGACCUUUAAAGUCACCGUUAGUCCCCAAGGUCAUCACAACCCCGACGUCCGCCAGCAUCGCCUGCAUCCCCGUUACGCACUCGCUGUCCUUAUCCCGCAUGGAGAUCAAAGAGAUAGCGAGCAGGACUAGGAAAGAAUUAUUAGGCCUGUCCGGAGAGCCCACGUCCAAAUCUGAAUCGUACCAUAAACAGAAGAAGCUCGCUAGGAAGCAGGCGGAAGAAGAAUCAAAACAGGAAGCCGUGAGAUCAACAAGUACCGACAGGAUACAUUCAGGCUCUUUCGAAAGCAGUUCUGAAGGACAGCGCCACUAUUCCACCAGUUUCGAUCCAGACACUAAUAUCAGCGUGGAGGAAAGCCCAAUUUUUAACAGCAGCAGCAGCCCCUUUCAAGUGGUUCCUUCAUUCGACGAGGACAUUGUUGACCUAAAGUGAAGACAAUCUCAGUAACCCCCCCUGUCCUUAUAUAUCCCCUCCCUCUCUAACAAAUGUCGAGGCUCUGUAGGAAUGUCACAAUACAGCACGUUGCUAUCAGAUGGAGAUUAGAAUGUCCGAGACUCGCCACCGGAUAGUAGGAAGUCGCUAGAGUUCCAGGUCUAGAACACUCUAAAUUUAUUGAUCCACCUCUCUCUCUCUCUCUACCACUUUGACCUUAAGAGUUCACAGUUGAACGGGUCAUUAAGGUACCAGAACUGCAUUUAUUGCUUCCAUAGCUGUUCGCUAGGCUCAGAGAACAUUUUCGGUUAUGGUCUGGCACAAGAACAUGUCAAUGGAUCUCCAA
This is a messenger RNA of Spea bombifrons (plains spadefoot toad), 3576 nucleotides long. It is a transcript of the gene GARNL3, whose product is annotated as GTPase activating Rap/RanGAP domain like 3. Gene Ontology annotation, biological process: activation of GTPase activity; regulation of small GTPase mediated signal transduction. The transcript is spliced from 30 exons. Gene Ontology annotation, molecular function: GTPase activator activity. NCBI's taxonomy places the organism in Eukaryota, Metazoa, Chordata, Amphibia, Anura, Pelobatidae. Gene Ontology annotation, cellular component: cytoplasm. The record is from RefSeq and is a predicted model, not a curated record. The coding region runs from base 162 to 3230 and encodes 1022 amino acids.